Xyrichtys novacula (pearly razorfish) is the source of this 8058-nucleotide messenger RNA. NCBI's taxonomy places the organism in Eukaryota, Metazoa, Chordata, Actinopteri, Labriformes, Labridae. The record is from the annotation of a GenBank genome assembly.
AUGUCUGGAUUUGACCCAGAGGAUCUGAUUGUGGAUGUGGGGUACUGGUUUAAGGGAAGCACCAACCGUAAAGGUGACCUUGCAGGUUUGUGAUUCAACCAGCUCUAUUGUUGUACAACAGAUACAAAUAUUUUUUAAAUUUCUUUGCUUUUGAUGAUGUGUAUAUUUAUAUAUUCCAGAAUUUUGUGACUUCCAUGGGAGCGAGUAUAUGGAGACUCUGCUGCAUAUUUCAGUGCGGUGGUUAAGCCUGGAGAUGUUCAUCACACGAGUUCUGUGGCAGUCUGGGCCACUUACCAGCUACUUUAAGUCUUUAAGUAUGUUGUUUAUUUCAUUGACAGUAGUACAGCUGCAUUAAACCGGACUAAAUACAUAAUUUUAAGCACAACUCUUUUUUAUUUACAGAUGAGAGUCAACCAAGAUUUAGAAGACUGGUGGAUGCAUUUUCCAACCCAAUGACAGAGGUCUACCUCCUCUUCUUCCAAUCAGUGCUUCCAGUGUUCUCUGCACUGAACCUCCUUCUCCAGAGAGGAAAGUCUUCCAUCUUCCUGCUCCACGGAGAGGUAAAAUGCACGGGUUGGCCUACUCUGCUGCCUGUCUGCUUAUUUUUGAUUGGCUCAUAAGUCCCUUUUUCAGUAUUUCAUGCAAGUAUUUUAUUAACUACAAAUUUGCAGAUGACAAAGUUCAUCAAGAAACUGUGUGCAAGGUUCAUGAAGCCCUCAGCACUCCAGGGCCGCGAAGUCCAUGACAUCGCCUACAAAGACCCACAAAAUCAACUACCAGGUAAUACUUUUAAGUCUCAAAUAGCUUUGGGGAAGACUGUUGUUAUGAGUUGGGUGAUAAAUCUGAUGUGAUGGAAAAGACAGUCCAUGGGUAAAAUAGCAUGUUUACAGAGGCAUCACUUGCAUUUAUUGUGUAUAUCUUGCUGAAUCUGUGCCCACACUGUAUGUUUGUCUAGUCUUGCAUUAAAAUGCUGAUCGCCAAGUCCAAUUCUGGUGUGUCUACCCUGAUGCAUUUAGUGAACAAAAUAUGAUUUUGUUUCUGGGGUAUUGUUCAAUGUACUUAAUUAUCUUUAUCUCUGUCCAGCAGAGGGCUGAGUGUGGGGUGGAAGAUGCCCUAUACUUUGUAGACAGGCAAGGGUUUCCACAUUUUCCAGGAUUUCAAAUAGUUAAUACUUUAAUUAGUUCUUCACACAUGGUGCUUUUUUUUAGAUUUCAGGAACUACUUCCAUUCCAUGGGCCACAGGAACAGGAUAAGGUGAGUGAGGAGUUCCUGGACUACCAACUCAUGGACAUCCCUAUGCCCCAAGAUCCCACCACCUUUAAUGUUGAGGAGUUUUGGGGUAGUAUGUCCUCAACAAAGAGCAAGGUAAGAAAUAGUUUGCACCACAUGGCAUAAAUAAUUAAUAUGAAAUAAUAAAAGCUAAGCAUUAGAGUAAUAGACACUCUUGGUUUAUUUUUUCAAAGGUGACCGGUUUGAGGCAGUUUGGGAGGCUGUCCAAGAUAGCUGCAUUGGUGCUUGUGCUCCCACAUUCAAACGCUGAUGCUGAAAGGGUGUUCUCCAUGGUUGGACUAAACAAGACCAAAACAAGAAACAGUUUGGCACUUGACGGCACUCUGUCAUCAAUCAUGACAGUAAAAAUGGCCAGUUUGGAACCACAGUGUUUCAAGUGGGAGCCACCAACCCCUGUCCUAAAAGCCUCAAAGCAAGCCACAAACACUUGCACUAAAAUAACACACACACACACACACACACACACACACACACACACACACACACAGAGUAAAUUGCUGAAAUCAAUAAAUAUAUUUGUUUGAAUGAAUUUAUGCGUCAUUUGUCAGUCAUCCAUCACCACCUCAACCAAAUCCCCACUGCCGCUGGUAAAAUCUCACUCUGAACUCCCUUCAAAACUUGAGAGCCCUGCAAAUGUCAUCAAUAACUAAUAGAUAUUGACUAAUAUUAAAAGCUUUUCCUAUAUGCAUCACAAAAAAAGAUGCUCUUUUAACUACCCCACCUUUAAAUGUUCCAUAAAUGAAACUCAGAUCAAUCUGUGAUCAUUAUCAUGCUGUUCCUGUCAAUAGUUCACAUACUUGCUCCAUUAUCUCUGUCACUGUGAUCAAACAUCUGAAGGUACUGUUGUUGUUUGUUUCUAUCCGUCUCUUUUACUCUGUCUCUCCCCUCUCUAAAUCCAGCUCAGUCUCAGCAGAUGACUGUCUUACAUCAGUCUGGUUCUGCUCAAGGUUUCUGCCUGUUAACGGAAGUUCUUCCUCUUCACUGUACCUUGAUAAAUGCUGCUAAUUGUUUGUCUUAAAAAGAUGAAUAUGGAUCAGAGUGGGUCUGAUCUUACAGGAUGAACUCAGUCUUACCUCGUCUUUCUGUUGGUCUUUGUAAAUAUCAUGAAUAGUUUGGUCUUGAUCCGCUCUCUAAAACAUAGUAAGAUAAAAUGUGUUGUGAACUAAUCGGUUGUAAUUGAUAAAGACUGAAUACCUUCUUUUACUAUUACCAGCUUUAAAAUCUACACAGAGCUUGUCAAAUCAAUGAAUUAUUCUCAUUUGUCCUCUUUAAAGGGAAAUUCCAGUAUUUUAAGUAUAUUAAGGUGGUGUUGUAUGAGUUACAUGUCAGUUGUAAGUGCAUUAGCCGUAAUGGCUGCAAGGUGUUCGGUAUACUACUGCUUACUAGAGAUGGGACUAACUUUGACCCCAGCACUCAUCCCAGUUUAAGUCAAUGUGCUACCUGAAUGUAAGUGUGUAAGUAGUUGAGAGAUUGAAGACAGGGGCUACCAGUGUUUGAUUAAGGCAGAGGGAUGACUUUGGUUCAAUAAAAUUAACAGUUAAAUGAAAUCACUUUUAUGGUCACAUGUGUUGUGAGGGUGAAAAGAAAAGCCUUGGUCGACGCUCCUUUAAAGCACAUGUAGCUACAACUCAGCUUCUCUUUGGAGCAGCUGUUGAUGUGUCACACUGCUAAGUCUGAGAGGAGUCUGUCUAUAGAUGAGUAACUAAUUGACCCAAAUGACUACUGAAACAACUUCUUUGGAUUAUUUAGGACAGUAUUAUUUUUGAGUGUAAGGCUGUGAUUUUGGUUCAAAUAAAUGUGUGCAUGAAAGUCCUAGAACUUCUUCUGUCAAUGCCUCACAGGCAGGUUUCCACGGUGUCAGGCACAUUUCAGUGCAACAAAUAAUCAACAACAACCAAUAUCCAGUGCAACUAUCUGAGUCUGCACAUACAUUUAGAUCUAUAUUGAUAUAUUCUGAUGUAUAUCUUUUCUGAUGAGCAUGUUUGGUACAUGUUUGGACCUGACAAGAUUAACACGGCUGAAACCGCAUUAAAUUAAAUAUCCAGUAAAUAGUCACACAUGAUGAAGUUAACAAGAUAUUUGCACAGCUUGACCCGAACACAUCUCUGUGUCCUCUCCCUGUCCUGCUGCUGCUGUGGCGACAAGGCUGACCAGGUGAUUUAUUUUAGUGAUCAGAUGAGUUAUUUACUUUGAAAAUAAAAGAAACUUUAAUUCAAAAUUACCUGUUUAUCUGAUGUUCUCACACCCUUAGAAUUCUGUGAAUAUUCAAUGUGGAGUUAGGCCCACUUACAAACAUUAUAAUAUUCAGCCGUGUGAGCCAAGUUCAUUUUAUAUGCCAACAUCAAUGACAGAAAGAGCCAGGCCACAUAGCGCAAUGCGUCAUUUACACACAGGUGGUUCUGAUUUUAAUGCCAUUAUUGGCAUUUGUUUAUGUUGUGAUCUGUGCGCACAACCCACCUUUGUCAUGUGGGGUUUAAAUAUAUUCAACUUGAUGUGAGUGUCUUUUUUGUGGGAAAGGGUGUUUGUCUUAAUGGUGGGUAUGACCUUACACACACCAAACCCCUCUGUGCUUAUUUGAAAGAGUUUGAAGCACGUGACGUCCUCCUUAAAGACUCCCUCCAAUGAAAAUCAUGUUUUUCUUGUUGUAUACAUGUUCAUUUGGCAUUUUUCUGAUGCUACAGGACAUAUCAUGAGAAAAGUAAGAAUGAAAUUAGAUUUCUGAGUACUCCUGCAUUCAAAUCACUGUAAAUCUCUGGCAGACCCAAAUGGCAGCAUCAGAUACAGUGAGGUUUCCUAUGUAACAAAUCCAAGCUCCACCCCCAGAGCCCUGCUAUACAGGUCAGACUCGGAAAAGUAGAGAGGAUGAUCGCAGAGCAAGUGUGUGCAUUAGCAGAUGACAAUGCUCGUAAGAAAGCUAAUUAUAGUAUUACCUCCCAUCAUGUCCCAAAAGACAUUAGUGUCCGAGAGCUGAAUAGCUCCUAUGUUACCUGCCACUUCCACUACACUGGCAAUGUUAGACUGGAAGCUAGCAUGAAGAGAAGUCUGUAGAGCAGCGCUGUCUCUGCCCACGACUCAGAGGGGAAUUGUUAAUGAGCUACUGGAGCUCUGCAGAAGAAAAACCCUUGAAAAUGUCACAGGUAACAUGAUUACGUGAUAAAAACAUCAUAAUCACAAUUCAAAGACCACUGAUAACACUUAUAGUCGUAAAAAAAAAAAAAAAACUAUCAGAGUGGGAGUUUUUAAGUGACACUUGUUGAGGGGCUACCUCUGGUCCCCACAGCCUGGCAUUGCUGUCUUUAGACAUCUCUUUGACUACUUCACGAAAUUAGCAAUACAACUUGCCAGUGGCAGAUGUAAGGUGAGGAGUGGAGCUGAUGUGAUUGGUGAAAAUCGGACUCGACCCCUCCCUUUUUCCUACUCGCCUAGCUGGAAGGAGCUGAGAUAAGGACGCGUUGUACUUGUGUUGGUCUGUGCCACUCACAAAAAUACCAAGGUGUGCUUGGGCAUCCCAUCGGCGCAGUGGACCUAACUUAGGCCAUGGUAGAGCCCAAAUGUGCUUGUUUAAAUUCAGGAAAAUCAAUAAUCAUUUUCAGUGUUCCUAACAAAGCAGAUCGAUUUAUAUCACUAGCAUUACUAAAACUAGCAUGCAGCACUACUGAAAACUCACUUUAUAAAUAAAUAUAAACACAUACUUUCAUGAUAAUUAUAUCUGUGCUUUGGAGUCAUGCUCAUAUGAUCACAUGUCAUUAUGUCUCUGCAGAUGUAUCAGAUAUCAUCAGAUAAUGACUCAGGCCAUAAAAAUAAAGAAGAUCACAAGGUGGGGUCUAAAAAUGAGUCUGGCCAAUAUUUAAGGAGUGAGGAAGUUUAAGGAACUGGUAGUUUAUUUACAGUGUGUCCUCUGGUGAUACAGUACACAUUUGCAUUUGAGCUGUACUGGGUCACUACAGGCAUGACCAGGGCUGGCAUAGAGGACAUUUUGGAGCCAGAUGUCUUACUGCUGACUGCAAAACAAAACGCUCUUUAUAGGGACAAUAAAGUAUAUAGUUAGGCUACUGCUUUAAAGUUGAGCAAAGCUAGUGUUGAAAAAUAGUCAAACUACUGUUUAUUUGGAGUUAAAGCUUUGUUUCUGAUGGCAGAGGCUGCUAUGUAAAACACCAUCACUACACAGCUUGUCCCCAACACACACUGCUGGCACAUCCACAGGGGAAAGUCCGAUGCUAUGUGUCUUGCCCCAAGAACACAUUGGCAUGUGGACAUCAGGAUCUAGGAUCAAAUCCCCAACCUCCCAACCUUCAGACUGAGAGAUCACUGCUGAAGCAGGGAUGGGAAUCAGUAACCGGGCCCAUAAAAUACCUGGUUCAGCAUUUUUAAAACCCAAUAGUCGAGUCUGCUAUCAAGUCUCAAGCAUCCUUUGAUUUAUGCCUUGAUUAAUGUCACAUCAUGUUAAUUAAAUAUCACAUAUACAUGUACUGUCUAAUCAAGUUUUUGUGAAGUUUUUUUUUUAAGUGAAACCAUACUCCUAAAACUUAUCAGAAAUGUGCAUAUUAACCUGUGCCAAACACCAUUCUUAGCUACUAUUGUACUUUACAAAACUUCACAAAAACUCCAGUAAAAAUACACUUAAUGACAUGAUUGUCACCUAAUGACACCAAAAAGUCCAAUUUUAUUGGAAUAUUUGGACCUUGUCUCACUGAACCUUCACUAUUCACACAUCGGGCUGUAUUUUCGUGCCUUGCCAGAGAUGUGCCGCAGGCGCGGCUUAAGUCAGGUCCGCCGCGCCGACAAGGCGUUCCCAAGCACAAUUUGGUAUUUUGGUGCAGCCCGGCGUAAGUAUCCCCCCUCCCUAACUCAGCUCCUCCCAGCGGCGUAAGUCGUAGCGAGGGAGGAGAGAGGGUGUGGAGUGGGUUUAACACAGCCGAGACCUGUAUUGACCAGUAACAUCAGCUCCUCUCCUCACCUUUUAAACUGCCACCGGCGAGGUGUAUUAGAAUUUUCGUGAAGUAGUCAAAGAGAUCAAGAGAUGUCUGAAGACAGCAAUGCCACACGAUGGCGACAGAAGGCGGCCCCUCAACAAGUGUCGCUGUAAACGCUGCAGAGGGCGUCCUUCACACUGUCUCAUAUGAGCACAGAUGGAUUUGGUGUGUGUAAUGUUGGACCCACUGGUAAGACAAACACCCUUUUCCACAAAUAAAGACACUCACAUAAAGUUGCAUAUGUUUUAACCUCAUGUGACAAAGGUGGGUUGUGCGCACAGAUCACAACACAAAUUCCAAAAUUGGCAUUAAAAUCAGAACCAUCUGUGUGUGAAUGACGCAUCUCGCUCCAUGGUCUGGCUCUUUCUUUCAUAGAUGUUGGCAUAUAAAAUAAAUUUGGCUCACAAAACUGAAUAUUAUAAUAUUCGUAUGUCGGCUUAAAGUAAAUAACUCAAAUAAAUCAUUUGUUCAGCCGCCGCAGCAGCAGCUGCAGCAGGACGGGGUGAGGACAUGGAGACAUGUCCAGGUCGAGCUGCGCGAGAAAUAAGAGGAAGAGGAAGAAAGAAAAGGAGGGAGCGGAUUACAUAUCUUGUUAACUUCUUCAUGUGUGUCUAUUUACUAGAUAUUUAAUUUAAUUUAAUGCGGUUUCAGCUGUGUUGAUUCGGUCAGGUUGUGUGUCCAAACCCGUGCCAAACGCGCUCAUCAGAUCAGAUAUAGAUCAGAAUAUAUCGAUAUAGAUCUAAAUGUAUGUGCUGACUCAGAUUAAUAGUUAUGUUUGAUUAUUUAUUGCACUGAAAUGUGCCUGACACUGUGGAAACCUGCCGGUAAGGCAUCGGUGACGUAUGCAGAUACGCCAGCGGUCUACCAAAAUACCACUAGACCAGCUGCCCUCCGCCUGCGCUGAAAGCUGACCAGGUUUGAAUUGGCGAGCUUUCAGCGCACUUUUAAGCCACCGGCGAGCACGAAAAUGUCACUGCGCCAGCUGAUUCGACACCUCCUCCUGCCUCGCCACCACACCCAGCUUGGCGGACCUCGGUGCGCCUCAGUCCACGAAAAUACCAAACUGGCUGUACGCCGGGCUCAGCCAGACGAAAAUACCACUGCGCGGGGUCUGCCACCCUCCGUCGCCUCACCGGCGGACAUGAAAAUAGAGCCCAUUGUCUUUCUGGUCUGAAGUUAUUAAGUGUCACAGUUAAGAUGAAUGAGAUUCAGUUUGUAUUUACUUUUACAGGCUCAUUUGUUGCUCAUAAAGAAAAAUCCACAUCAUUAUCUAAAGUCAAACCGCAUUAGGUCACAUUUGGUUGCUGCUUCAUGUGCCCCUGUUGGUCUCUGAUUUUCUAGUUUUAUGGUGGUUUUACUGGUGCACUCUUCUUCUAUAUCAGGUAUGACAUAACACACGGGUUUCAAAUAUAUCUUAUACACCAUGUUAGUAUAAGUCAAUUUUUUAAGGCUCAAGUGAAAAUUGUUUGUUUCCACACCUGCAGUUUAUCUAAAGUCUCUGAAAGAAACCAGGGAUGGGAGGAAGACAGAGAGAGGGGAAGCAGUGAGGAAGUACUUGGGAUGACUCAACAUGGCAAAGUGACAGAUGUUUGGUGGUUUGGAAACCCAGAGUGGAGUCUGUCUGGGAAACAAAAGAUGAUCCGGAGAGGAGGGUGGGGCGGUAUGUGGGUAUUAAUUCAUCCGUUAUAUCAUAUUUCUACAUUUGGUGCCACGUUUUCUUUGCAUUCGACACAGCAGAUUGCUGUUAAGGAAAGACCCUCCCAGCAGGAAAGAGAAGAUUUAUUUCCCCUGCUGA